This is a messenger RNA of Gracilinanus agilis (Agile Gracile Mouse Opossum), 5843 nucleotides long. RefSeq names its product integrin subunit beta 7 (gene ITGB7). The transcript has 16 exons. The coding region runs from base 1 to 2508 and encodes 835 amino acids. Gene Ontology annotation, molecular function: integrin binding. Gene Ontology annotation, cellular component: focal adhesion; integrin complex; cell surface. The record is from RefSeq and is a predicted model, not a curated record. Gene Ontology annotation, biological process: integrin-mediated signaling pathway; cell adhesion mediated by integrin; cell migration. Lineage: Eukaryota; Metazoa; Chordata; Mammalia; Didelphimorphia; Didelphidae.
AUGGCUGCCAAUAAGGAUCGUCUGUUUGUCCCCAGUGCCCUGGGACCUGGGGCUGGUUUCCCUGGGACGACAAGCUUCCCCUUCGCCUUCUCUGGGGGACUUCGGGGAUCCCCCCCUUUUGAGAUGCUGAGUCCUGGCUUCCGGGGCCUGGGCCAGCCUGACCUUCCCAAGGAGAUGGCCUCUUUGUAUGGUUCAGACACAGACAAGCCAGGAUGGAGGGUGGGCGAGGAGGUGUGCAAAGAGCCCAUUGGCUAUGGGUCCAGUGGGUUUGCUGUGGCCAGUCUUUGUCAGGGGCUGUCGGGUACUUGCUCAGCCCCCCUGGGGUUUAAAUGGAACUUCACAGCCCUUAACGAGGCGGAGGACAGGCGCUGCGCCCAGCGCCAGGACCUGCUGGCUCGGGGCUGUCCCCCCGAGGAGCUGGAGGAGCCCCGAGGGCAGCAAGAGGUGCUGCAGGACGAGCCCCUCGGCCACCAGGGCGCCACGCAGUUGGCCCCGCAGAAUGUUCGGCUCCAGCUGCGGCUGGGCGAGACCCAGCGGCUCCGAGUCCGCUUCCGCCGAGCCGAGGGCUACCCGGUGGACCUGUACUACCUCAUGGACCUAAGCUACUCCAUGAAGGAUGACCUGGAGCGAGUGCGCCAGCUGGGCCAUUCGCUGCUGAACCAGCUGCGGCGCGUCACCAGCUCUGUGCGCAUUGGCUUUGGUUCCUUUGUGGACAAGACGGUGCUGCCCUUUGUGAGCACGGUGCCCUCCAAGCUUCAACACCCGUGCCCCUCGAAAUUCGGGAAAUGCCAGCCACCCUUUAGUUUCAGACAUGUGCUGCCCCUCACUGAUAAUGCCUCAGCCUUUAAGCAUAAGGUUGAGCAACAGAGUAUAUCCGGCAACCUAGACUCCCCUGAAGGGGGUUUUGAUGCCAUCUUGCAGGCUGCUCUCUGCCAGGAGCAGAUCGGCUGGAGAAACGUGUCCCGGCUGCUGGUGUUUACAUCAGAUGACACAUUCCACACAGCAGGGGAUGGGAAGUUGGGUGGCAUCUUCAUGCCCAGUGAUGGACGCUGCCACCUAGAUGCUGAUGGCUUCUAUAGUCGAAGCCGAGACUUUGACUACCCUUCGGUGGGUCAAGUAGCCCAUGCUCUAUCUGCUGCCAACAUUCAACCCAUCUUUGCUGUCACUAGUCCUACACUGCCAAUCUACCAGGAGCUGAGUAAGCUGAUCCCAAAGUCUGCUGUGGGAGAAUUGAAGGAAGAUUCUAGUAAUGUGGUGCAGCUCAUCAUGGAAGCAUACAAUAGCCUGUCCUCCUCCGUGACGCUGGAGCACUCACAACUUCCUCCUGGGAUCCACAUCUCCUACGAGUCUCAGUGUAAAGAUACUGAGAUCCGGAAAGAUACAGGGACUCAGGGCCAGUGCAAUCAAGUCAGGAUUAACCAAACGGUGAAUUUCUGGGUAAACAUCCGGGCUACCGUAUGUCUCCCUGGUCCCCAUCUCCUGAAGCUCAAGGUUCUUGGAUUUUCUGAGGAGCUGAGCCUGGAGCUGAAUACCUUGUGUGACUGUAACUGCGGGGAUGUACAGUUACAAGCCCCUCACUGCAAUGGUGGCCACGGUGACCUAGAGUGUGGAGCCUGCAAUUGUGCUCCGGGUCGUGUCGGACCACGCUGUGAAUGUUCGGAGGCAGAGUUGUCAUCACUGAAUUCUGGAUGCCGGCCGUCCAAUGGGACGGGUCCUUUGUGCAGUGGGAAGGGUCAGUGCCACUGUGGACGGUGCAGCUGCAGUGGGCAGAGCUCGGGAGAUUUCUGCGAGUGUGAUAAUGCUGGCUGUGAGCGGCACGAAGGCAUCCUCUGUGCAGGCUUCGGCCAGUGCGUCUGUGGAGUCUGUCACUGUGAUGCCAACCACACUGGCCCAGCCUGUGAAUGCAGCAAGGACACGAGCAAGUGUAUGAGCCAGAAUGGGCUCUGUAAUGGCCACGGUUCUUGCCACUGUAACCAGUGCCAGUGCCUGGAGGGUUACUAUGGGACCCAGUGUGAUCAGUGCCCAGGCUGCAAGACCCCAUGUGAGAAGCACAGGGACUGUGCUGAAUGUGGGGCCUUCAAGACAGGGCCACUGGCCAGUAACUGCAGCCUGGCUUGUGCCCAUGCCAAUGUAACAAUGAGCCCGAUGCCCCUGCUGGACGAUGGGUGGUGUAAGGAGAGGACUGUGGACAACCAGCUGCUCUUCUUUUUGGUGGAGAAUGAGGCUGAGGGCAGGGUUGUGCUGUGGGUGAGACCUCGAGAAAAAGGAGCAGAUCACACCCAGGCCAUCGUGCUGGGUUGUAUAGGGGGUAUUGUGGCAGUUGGGUUGGGGCUCAUCCUGGCCUAUCGACUCAUGGUGGAAAUCUAUGAUCGGAGGGAGUUCCAACGCUUUGAAAAGGAAAGGAGGCAACUCAACUGGAACCAGGACGACAACCCUCUCUACAAGAGUGCCGUCACCACCACCAUCAAUCCUCAGUAUCAAUCCCAGAAUGAGGGGAGCCCUCAGUAAGCAGCUGACCACAGGAAAAUAUCCCACCCUCUCACACAGCAGCCACAGAGCCCUUCUCCGUGGACCCCAGGCUUCUCAAGCCUUACUUUGCAUCCUUGUUUCCCUUAGAGCAGUAGUUAAGAGGGGAACCCUGGUCAGAGCUCUCUACUCCUCAACCUCGUCAGAGGGCAAUUUCCUAUCCAACAAUUUGAUUAUUGUCUCCCCCCCCCCCCAAUGACUUAAUUGCUACAGGAAAACUCUCUCUUGCUCCACAAGAGCCAGAACUCUUCCUGACUAUAAUAAAAAGCCUCACCCAGGGCCAGACCUCCUGUAUUGAGUAACACCACCAGAGGGGUAGCCCAACUUGACACCAUGCUUUCCUUUUGCUGAGUUUUGGAAAGUGAAGACUUUCAGUAUCUAGCCGAUUGUUUGCAGGAGCGAUGGCAAGAACCUUUGAGUGCUUCCUUAGAGAUCUUGGGUCUACCAUCUGUAACCUGUCCCUGACUUUCCCCCUUGUUAGCAAAGAGCAGGUUCAUGAUGAUGUUGCCUUUAGAUUCCCAGGUGGAGGAGGAAUGAUAGAGUGGGAAACAAAUGGAAAAGUGGGGACUCCAAAUUUUCUUCCUUUCCCAAUUUGUGAUGAUAAAAGCAACCCAAAACAGACCCCUCCCCAGGAAAAGCAGACACUGUAGAAAACCCCCAUUUUAUUUAAAUAUUCUAAAUAUGUCACAAAGGAACGUACACUGCACUUUGAAUGGUAAAAAGAUACAAGUUUAUAACAUCUUAUAAAAACUACCAUUUAAAAUUUCUUGUCCAUCUGUUACUUCCCUCCCACCCCCCCAUAGCAAAAUAAGUGUAUUAAAAAAAAAGGGGGGGGUGAGAGGGUGAAGGGGAUGAUGAAAAUAAAAGCUCCAAGGCCUGUGUAGGAUGUUGGGAAGAGGGGGCCAGGGAAACUCUAGUCCUGACUCCUAGGCCGAGGGGCAUUAUCAGUAGCUAAACAGCCACCGUGGGCUGGUGAGGGGGUCUCUUCGACCCUGAUGCCAGGGUGGACAAAAAAAGGAAGGGCAAGGGAUGGAGGAGAUAUAGGAAUUUGGGCAAAUGCUACAUUGAAGUAGCAACUCCCCUCUAAACUGGCUCAUCUCCCCUUCCUCCCAGCUGUAGUUAUGCAGCGCAGAGGUGGUGAGGAUUCAGUCCAGGAGUCCUUGCAGUCUUCUGUGGCUUUUCCUGUUAGGUGAGGCUCCUAGGCCUGGGUGGCCAGGGGUGCAGCAUUGCUCCUUCUAUCCAUCCAGCCCUUCCUCUAAAGUCUUAGCACCCACUGCAGCACAGGGGGCCUCAGGCUCCCCCCUCUGGGCCAGUGCUGGCUGUGAGCUGGCCUGGUGUGGUCCCCUAUUACUCAUCGCCUCCCUCCCAUUCCUCGGCUGUUCUGGCAAAAGCUGAAGAAGUGGUCUGACUUGGAACGCGCCGGCAUAUAACCUGUUCACAUGAUUUUCCACUCGUUCCCCCACCCCAUAAAAAAACCCCAAACCCCCAACAAAUAAGCCUUGUGAAGCAUGGGGGUGGGGUGAGAAGCAGCCUUCCCAGUUUUUAAGAGCUGUUUGUGGCUUUUCUUUCUAAAUCUAUCCGUGCUUCUCCUAAGACCCCUCAUUGUUGACAUUUAAGGAAAUCCUAGUCUCUUGCAACCCAGGCUUACUUCCCUGACACCCAGGAGGCCACUGCCAUUCAUUAAGAACCCCUCCUCCCCCCCAGGAUCAUUCACUGCAUGGGGAAGGGGGAACACCUAGAAUUCAGACCAGGGAAGAUAGGUGUGGGUGUGAAGUGAAAGCGGGGAGGAGUUAACAAAGCCUCAGAUCCUGCUGGUGCAAAAUCUGAAAGCCCAGGGUUCCUUCUGGAGUUCUGCCAAAUAGCCAACAUGUGACAAGCAGGAUUCCCUCACUUUCUCUGGCCCCCAUGGCGUCUUAUCAAGGAGUGGCUGCAAGUCUGCUGCCAGACCCUCUCACCAAGGUUAAUGACUAAAUGGAACACAAACUUACACAGGUUGCUCUCUCUCCCAGGCCUGGUCUUAAGUCUAGUCCCACCUCCUACUAGCCUACCCUACUCACAAGACACGGAACUGAUCCAACUGCCCCAGACGGACUAAGAUGGGAGAAGGGGCUACACACUGGGCUGCCCCCCUCCCAAAAGGAUCCCUUACGCCUUUUGCCUUAAGGGAAGGAAUGAUUUCAUUAACAUUUGCCACUGUUCGAGAACCCCUAGCUCUCAGCCUAGGCCAGAAAUACCAGAGCCCUCGGUUUGUUAAAUAACAAAAUCUUCAAUAUAUAAAUCCCCUGAAAUCACUGGGAUGCUAUUCAGUUUCCCAAGAAUCCUUUAGAUUAGGGAGAGAGGAGGUGCUUGGCUCAAUUGGCCAUUACUAUAGAGGCUGAAACAUCCACACAGGUGAUGCACACACAUCUAAUCACUUGUAAUCCAUCAAGCUUUGGGGCAUGGAGCAAGUGGACAUGGGGAUUAGAGUAUUGAUUAAAAUAUAGAGUCUAUACCAGCUCCAUCAGUCAUAAAACCAAUCGGGGUUGUGGAGGGUUAUUAAAGAGGGAAUCAGACCCUCUCCUUUCAUUAUGAGGAAAUAACCCUCUUUAUCUCAAUCCAGUGAUAGGACUUGGGUGGGUAAGUACAGGGGAGAGAUAGCCCCCUCUCAGGAUUGAGAUGAGGACUGGACUCCAGUUUCGUUACUUCUUCAGCAGGUUGUGACCCAACUCAAGUCUUAUCUUGACCCAGAGCAGCUAGCUGAACUCUGAAGUGGGCUCAGUGCUGAUGCACUUUUUGGCACCCAGAACCUCCAACCCAUCCACUUUUAUUUAGACUUCAGUGGCAAUGGGGGAAGGCAAUCAGAGAAUUGGGCUACACAGAAGCCACCCUCGAGAUUUAGGAUCCCCAAAGAGAGGAGGAUGAUUCACAGGCCUCCUUCCAUAGCUUCCUCCAAAAGGCACUUGAGCCAGCCCCAAAAUCAAGUAUUUGUGUCACGCGCACUGCUUUAACACACACGGGCACAACUCUUGUUACUCCACUGGGGGAAAAGGAGAUAUCUGCUCUUGCUUGUGGCCAACUGCCCCUGCCUCCAGGAACCUCUUUCCAUAGCCCAGGGUAAGCUCAGCUGCCGGCUCUGCUCCCCACCUGCCUCGGAGAAGGUGAGGUCCAGGGCAUGUAAAGGUGGAGGCAAAAUGCUAACUGAAUGCCAUCUAUGCGGGAUGACCAGGACAGUCACAGUCCCUGCUUUGCCCUGGGGUAUCAUGCCUUCAGGUUCUCUACAUCCACAGUUCAUGGGGUGAAAUCCCUUUUGGAUUAAGUCUAUAUGCAUAUAUCUACAC